Messenger RNA from Haliotis rufescens (red abalone), 1978 nucleotides. Its product is annotated as integrator complex subunit 12-like. Gene Ontology annotation, biological process: snRNA 3'-end processing. The coding region runs from base 119 to 1420 and encodes 433 amino acids. Gene Ontology annotation, cellular component: integrator complex. NCBI's taxonomy places the organism in Eukaryota, Metazoa, Mollusca, Gastropoda, Lepetellida, Haliotidae. The transcript is spliced from 8 exons. The record is from RefSeq and is a predicted model, not a curated record.
AGAAAAGGGAAGAUAACUCUAAACCGAUGUCGCUAAGAAGCGCCUGAGUGUGUAUGUUACGCUUUCUACAGUAAACGGAUAAAGACUUCUUCAGAGGAAGCAUCUACGUGAGUUCAGUAUGGCUACCUUAGAGUUGGAUCCCAUGUUCGUGAAGGCUCUCAAACUGCUACACUCCCGGAGCAAGGACUCGGCUGCUCAACUCAAGGCCAUGCUGGACGAUGUGAUCGCACAGAGGCGGGAUCAGAAGGGGGGGUCUAGCGAGUCAGAGAAACCCUCCAAGAACAAACAGGAGGAGGACAGCAGUCGCAAGCGGGAUACCGAGAAGAGGAACUUUGAGAAGUUGUCUCAGAAUGUGACAGAAUCCUCUCAGGAUUCUAAGAAACCAAGAUUGGACCCUCCGGCACCGACAGAGAAAGAAUCGUCCAAGUCUAGUCGGGAGAAGGAGAAGGAGCGAGAGAAGGAGAAACAGAGGAAGGAGAAGGAAGCCAAGGAGAAAGAAAGGAAGGUGCAGGAGAAGAAAGAACGAGAGAGGGAGAAAGCUGAGAAGGAGAGACAGGAGCGAGAGAAGGAGCGAGAGAAGAAGGAAGCAGCAGUGGAGGAUGAGUCAACGGAUGAAGAGAGAAGCAUGGAUGCAGAUGACUUUGCCUUUGACCUUGGAAUAUCCUGUGUUGUCUGCAGACAGUUUGAUGUCAGUUCUGGAAAUCAGCUGGUAGAGUGCCAGGAGUGCCACAACCUGUACCACCAGGAAUGUCACCGGCCGCCCGUCACGGAGCAGGACGUGAAUGACCCGAGGUUCGUGUGGUACUGUUCUCGGUGUUCCAAGUCCAUGAAAAAGAUGCAGGUUUCCAAGCCCUCGAAGCCCAAGUCGUCCUCCUCUGCUGUAGCACAGAGCAAGGAGUCUCCCCCUCUCUUCACCAAGCCCAGCAAGACGGACACCACACCAGCCAAUGUGCUGCCUUUUAGGAGAAUGGAUGCCAAGACGGCAGCGAUCAAGGAGCCGACUACCACCAAGAGUGUCAGCAGUAAGGAGACCGGCAACUCUAAACCUCUCAGUGGCCUCGCAAGUCUGGCAGCUAAUCUUGCCGGAAAAACAGAAACAGCCAAACCAAAGGCAUCAGAGUCAUCCAAGAAAGCUGACAAGUUUAGUUCUAAGCAGGAGUCGAUCAAACUGACGUCACAAAAAUCAGAUUCUGGUAAAACUUCAUCACAGAAGUCUGACCAUUCAGAGAAGAGUUCCAGUUCUUCAAAAUCAGGCUCAGCCAAGUCCUCCAGCUCAUCCACAAGUGUCUCAUCCAGCGGCGGCAAGCAGUCCGGUAGCUCCGCCCCAUCAACAGCUGCAGCCAGCGCCGACAAAAGACUUCAGAUGAUGAAGAAGAAAGCUGCUGCUAAGUUGCACGAGAAGAAGGUCCACUUGAAAUAAAACCAGCAGAAUGAGCAAGCAGUGGCGAGCAAGGAAGAGCAAGCACGUAAAGAUUGAAGCCUCUCACUACCAUGUGUCAGUGUAGCUCAAGACUUGUUAAAAUGUUCACUUGUCAAGUGAAAGACUGGUUUGAUUACCCACAUGGGCACACUAUUUGGAGCUCAUUGUUUAGGCAAGGGGGUUAGGAGUUAGUCCUGUGCAGUUGCAUAUGAUGCUGAACUCUGUUGGACUCCCCCAGGUGGGUACAUCAUGGUCAGGUAGGAUGGUGGGGUUGCUUGUCAUAUGCAGUGUGUAGAAUUCCACUAUGCCAGUGAUGCCCCAUCACUAUACAAUUAAUGAAUAUUCCGGAAGUGGAAGCGAUAGGAUUGACAGCUCGCAUCACCCAGCCUAAGAUAAGAAAGCACUGUUUUGUCCUACAGCUAUUAAUUCUUGAUGUAAUCAGACAUUUUUGAAAAUGUCUGUGAAUUAUCAGUAACAAUUCUAUGGAGUUAUUCAGGGAUGUUCUCCAUGAAUUGCUGGCAUUCAUCUGAUCUCUGACAAUAAAAAUGCAAACAAAGA